AUGCGACCUCGGGAGCUUGUGACUACUGUCGAAUUUCCUUCAGACCUUCAUACAGACGGAUUCUAUCUCUCUGAUUUUGGUCUAUCAAAGAAGAUUGACGAUACUACUACUCAACAUGGCUGGACACCUAAGUAUUAUUGCUCUCCAGAACGAUUUCAUAAGUAUAACCCUAGCUUUGCUUGCGAUAUAUGGAGCUAUAUGGUCAUUUUCUCUGAGCUCUAUCUUACAAUCACUCCCUUUCCUAGAUGGUUUCUAGGUGGGCUUGUAACUGCUAUGGUUGAAUGCUUAGGCCCACUACCUGAAAGGUGGAAAGGUCUCUAUAACCAUCCCGAAGGACUUGAUUCAUGGUAUGAUCAGUCUCAAAUUGCUGAUCCAAAGGGGGGCUUUGCUGCGCAAAUUGCACGCCUUCGCCCCGAUGCUGAUGCAGCGGAGCAAGAACUGGUGCGAACUAUCAUGUUGAAAGUUUUUAUCUACGCGCCAGAAAAACGGCUGAGCGCGAAGGAGCUAUUGCAAGAUCCUGAUUUCAGAGCCCUCAUGGACCGGUAUGGGUGUUGA
Messenger RNA from Penicillium angulare, 555 nucleotides. RefSeq lists its product as uncharacterized. Lineage: Eukaryota; Fungi; Ascomycota; Eurotiomycetes; Eurotiales; Aspergillaceae. The transcript has a single exon. Gene Ontology annotation, cellular component: nucleus; cytoplasm. The coding region runs from base 1 to 555 and encodes 184 amino acids. The record is from RefSeq and is a predicted model, not a curated record. Gene Ontology annotation, molecular function: protein serine/threonine kinase activity; ATP binding. Gene Ontology annotation, biological process: mitotic DNA damage checkpoint signaling; protein phosphorylation.